AGUUCAACGACAAAUUUUUUCUUUCCAUAAUCCCCCCUAUUCGACAGGACACACACAGUUGUACUCUUUUGUGUAAAAGAGCCUUGUUUUUCUGUUUGUUUCCUUCCUUUCUUUUUCCUUUUCUACUUCUAUUUUGCAGCUUUUCAUCAGUGCAUUGGAUCUCUUUUCGUGGAAGCCACUAAAUACAUUAUAAUAAAAAAAAGCAGAAAAUGUACUCGCCAGAUCAAUGGGAAAUUCUUUCCGAAAUUAAUAGUGUCACUUGCAUUACUAUCAUUUCACUGAUAUUCGGAAGAAAAGUGGCUAGUAUUGAUGGACCUUUACAUUACGUUCGACUUCUAUUGCUGCUAAUUUAUGGUGCAACCUGGGCUUUCUGUUUGAUUGCCUGUAUGUUAACCAGUACGAAUAACGGCAACCUCGUAUCAUGUACCUUGACCAACUUCAAUUGUAUCAUCAUCUAUACAAUCACGAAAAUAUUUUUAUUUCUUUAUUUCAUUGAGAAGAUCCAUAUCAUAUCGGUUCCGAAGACAUCCCGCUUCAGAUCACCUUUAUACCUUGUAAACCUUGGCCUUUUGAUUCCUCAAAUUGCAGUAGUAGUCCUGCAGGUUAUAUACCGCCUCAGUAUUAUUCGCAAUCAAUAUCCAUUUCAUUGUUUAGUCGGUUAUGGAUUGCCAGCCACUGCUGCUACCCUCUGUUAUGAUGUCCUUUUAUCUGCCUUAUAUAUUGGCAUCUUUGUCAAGUACUAUUAUUUCCCAAAUACGGCUCAACAAACAGCCCAUCAAUCCUCUUCAUUACACAUGAUGGCAAAACGAAAUACUAUUGCAGCCAUUACUACUUUAUUGACAUCAGCUAUCAACUAUGUGCUUCUAAUUUGCUUAGGCGGAGAAGAACGUGGAUUGGUUGCUUCCAGCGUAAUCACUUUGUGUCUCACAAUUGACUGUAUGCUUGUGCAUUGGGUUACAACACAUCCCGCGGAGAUUCAAUUGAAUGAAAGAGCCCUUCAGAGAGUCAACGGAGACAAACCAGCCAGAUUGGAGAUCAAACAACAUCAAGAAGUAGUCAUUUUAACAGAGUUGAACAAUCGAGCUUAAAUUAGUAUGAAGUCCUUUGUCAUCAUGAACAACUACUGAUGCCUUGUGCACCCGACUAUCGCAAGGUUUUCAGCCCUCUUUCUUUUUAGACUACCUUCCUCCUUUGUUUCCUAGUUCUUUUAUAUAUACUCCUUACUCCUUAAAACCUUAUUUUCUUAACUAACUAAUUCUUCCUUACUUAAUUUGCCCUCUUUGAAAAUGCGCAAUUCAUAGCAUUACACAAACGCAUUUGUAGCACAUGUGCUUAACAAUAUUCAUCAUUAUUUUUAAUUUUCAAUAAACCCGGCAUUUUCAUACAAUGGAAAACG
Mycotypha africana is the source of this 1396-nucleotide messenger RNA. RefSeq lists its product as uncharacterized. The transcript is spliced from 4 exons. The coding region runs from base 210 to 1088 and encodes 292 amino acids. The record is from RefSeq and is a predicted model, not a curated record. NCBI's taxonomy places the organism in Eukaryota, Fungi, Mucoromycota, Mucoromycetes, Mucorales, Mycotyphaceae.